Messenger RNA from Contarinia nasturtii (swede midge), 7776 nucleotides. It is a transcript of the gene Fhos, whose product is annotated as FH1/FH2 domain-containing protein 3. Gene Ontology annotation, molecular function: actin filament binding. The coding region runs from base 272 to 7585 and encodes 2437 amino acids. Gene Ontology annotation, cellular component: cytoskeleton; cytoplasm. Gene Ontology annotation, biological process: cortical actin cytoskeleton organization; actin filament network formation. Lineage: Eukaryota; Metazoa; Arthropoda; Insecta; Diptera; Cecidomyiidae. The transcript has 19 exons. The record is from RefSeq and is a predicted model, not a curated record.
AUUCAUUUUGCCAAUGGAAAAUUGUGAAACAGUGGAAAAUAGUUACAUGAUACAAGUAGUAGAUAUAUGUGCAUGACUGAUGGUGAGCUAAAGAGAAACAAGUGUUGACAUCAGCUUAUACAGUUAAAUAUUUUUUAAAGAAAAAAUUCAAUAGUGUGUGAGAGAAAAAAGAGAGAACACCCAUAUGACUUAACGAUGUGAGUUGUGUGAAGAAAAGAAAUAAACAAAAUAUAUAACGGUGUAAUUGAUACGAUAUUAUAUACGCAUCAUUAUGUCUUCGUAUAAAGGAUAUGUAUCAUCAUGGAAACCAAAUCUGUCACCAUAUCUAUCAUCAAAAACAUCUCCUGCUGCCAGUCGGUAUUCAUCGCGUGAUGAAGUCAUUGGAAGUUCGUCCGACUCAAAGGCAGCCCCACGUUUUGGAUCGUUAUCAUCGCCAUCAUCAUAUCGUCCAACUUAUUCGGGUGGCACCUAUCGCAGUGUUAAACGUGAUACUCCAGUUGUGCCAAGCUAUACGAGUCGUUGGCUAACAUCAACUAAAGAACCGGCCACCAAAGACACGGGAACGAUAAAAAAGGUGGCUGUAAAGCCAUCGAUAUCGAACGAUGUAACCAAUUCAAGUAAAAAUAAGUUUACCAAGAAUAGCCAAAGUUCAACACCAUCGGAAAAUCUAUUAAGUAAAACGAAGGCAAAAGAACAGUUGUCGACCAUAACGCGACCAUCAAUAACUGUAGCCAAGGUGCGAAUUCGUGAUGUUAGCUCUUCUAAUAGUUCGUACUCUACAUCAAAAUCAAGAGAUGCAAGUCCGUGUGAACCGGCCAAGGAUCGAUAUACAUCAUCGUCGGGUUACGUGUCUUCAUCAUACAGUAAACUUUAUCCAAGGAGCUCAAAUAAAUUGCAAGUAAACAAUUUCCGAAGUCGUUCAACAAGUCCAGCCGUUUCAUACUUAAACGGUAGCGAUGUCGCUGGAACAUAUCGUCAGAAUGUCAAACAGAAUGAAGACAAUGCCAAAUUAUCAACGGAAAAUAUUUCAUCGAUCGAUGAAACAACAAAAAUGAGCAGCACCAUCGAAUCACUUCCCGAAGCAAAUGUGGAAAUGAUUGAAGUGAAUGUUGUUACACGUGGAACUUCACCCAACUUAUGCUCUACGAGUACAACUCAUUACACACGUUGUCGAAGAGCUGAUAUUGCAAAGACCAUUGAAAAGACGAUCAUGCGACCGAAACGUAAAGCAUUGACUGAGGACAAAGAAAUUCAAUCUGAUCGCAUGGACGAUACGACAAAAUAUUCUCGUUUCAGCAGCGCCCGAUCAACAACGCCGUGGCCAUCAUAUAUGGAUAAUAAAUACAAUUCAGUGAGCUAUUCACGUUUAAAUAUGUCAUCAAAUUCAGCAUCAUCUUCACUGUCCAAAUACAGCAAUACGAGCAAAAAUGCCAAAGAAUCCACAGAUAGUGGAUCAUCGGAGAAAAGUGUUGAAAAAUCACCGGAGAAAAGUGUAUCGAAAUCAUCCCGAGAAAGUUCGGUUGAUUCAAAGAAAUCGUCAUCGAUUUCGCGAAGCAAUUCAAUAAAAAGUACGUCAAAAAGUGAAAAGCCCAAAUCCAAAAGUCCACCAGUUCCAACAUCAAAGAGUACAUCGUCAUCGCCGACAAAGCAAAAAGUCUACAACAGUAAAGCACUUCUUCCGCCGCAGCCACCGAAAUUGGAAUCACCGACAAAAGUAAUAUCGGCAUCAUGUUCAUCAUCAACGGCCAGUAGUACAACCAAUUCAAAAUGGGCCAACAAAGAUUUCCGUAAAUCAGCAUUGAAUGUUGGACAGACCGAUAGACCGCGCAAAUCUCGAACGUCCAGUGCAAGCACAGACAGCGAGGAUAAUAAAAAACUACAACAAAAAUCGGUAUCAAAUCAAAUGCCGUUCUCACGAUCGGAUCGAUCGCCAAGUGUGAGCUCAGAGACGAGUUAUUCAAGCGGCAGCAAUGCCGAUGAUGUGAUGAAAAAUUUUAUGAAAUUAAAAAUUUCGUCAUCGUCGUCAACAACAGCACCGAUCACAGCGGCAUCAAAUGGGUGCGCGGAAUCAAUGCAAUCAAAUAGCGAUGCCGUUAUGUGUGAAAAUACAACGAAGCCAAGCGAUGCGGUACAAAGUCAAACAUUAACUACACAAGACUCAUCACCGCAUUCGAAUGAAUCAUUUGCAAAAAUUGAUAAUACGAAAUUAAGUAUUGUGAAUCGCGUCCUUGGUCCCGUAACAAAAAUAUUCAAAACGAAAUCGCAAUACCUCAGCGAAAGUCACAGCGGCUCCGAGCCCGACAACAUGAUUAGUACAAACGAUAGCAUUAAGCAAGACACAUUAAUCGAUUCUUUGCUUAAUCAAACGACAACGACAACGAUAUCGAACGGCUCAAAAUUACUAAAUAGCAAUAACUAUUUGGCCGACGAAUCGAAUUGGAUUAAUACAACGCUAAACGAACAAACGACCGACACUCAAUUUGAUAAAUUCCAAAGCGAAAAUACAACAAAUAUGAAGGACCAAUUGAGACACAUCGAUUCCGACAAUGAACUACCAUUGCCAUGGUGGCUCAAUGAAAUGGAGAAUGACGAUACCAUCGCCGAGGAUGUUACAUUGAAUCAGAGUGAUAACGAAAUGACACGAAUUAAUAAUAGUGUAGAUGCUGUAGACACGAAUCAAUCGACUCCAGCUAUCCCAUGGUGGAUGUUGGAUCAUUCAAAUAGUCAUAGUGAUGCGAUGAAAAAAAAUUGCAUAACGCACGUAAGUUCGGGCGACAAAGCUUGGUGGCUUGACGAGGAUACAGAAGAAAGUGUAAACGAUAUUCUAGAGGCAGUUGAUACUGAAAAUGAUAACGCCUCCAAAUUUACAUUUAAAAUCAAGAAAAUCGAAUCGGGAGAGCGUGCAUGGUGGCUGUGCGAAGAAAAUACGGACACCGUUCCAAUGGAAAAAACACACGAAUUCGAUUGUGAUGACACCAAUAAUAAUGAGAAAAAUGACAAUGAAGAUGUUGACUUUUGGGCAACGAUUAACGAAUCACUGCAAUCCAAACGAGCAACAACUCAAACAGCACAGACACAGAAACAAGCUCAACAUCUUGAUCAAAAUCAAUAUACAGACAGAUUUCGGUAUGAUAUUAAUGCAAAUUAUAUACCACUUGGUGAUCGUGCCAGCCCAGAAGGUUUAGAGGACAUGAACAAUCGCAUCGAAAACGGUUCAUCGCCAUAUGAUAAUAUUAAUUUAAGCAAUGUUGAAUCAAAUUUCGAAAAAUUAUUCAUAUCACGACAUCAAAAUAUCGAUGAUGUUCUUGGAAAGCCGUGUCAUGCCUUAAGUCCGAUACAUUUGGAUAAUGAUGCAUUCGAAGAGAUUUUACCAAGUCAAGUGCGCAUUCAUGAUGGAACAGCGAAAAAUGUCGCUAUCGACAAUGAAAAAGACAAUUGGGAAUAUUGCCGACAAUCAUCUCAAACUCAUUCGCCAUUCAGAUUGGAUGAUGCGACAUUACAGGUGUACAAAGAUGGCGAUUAUGGCGCCUACUUAGAUUUGGAGUCGUCUCUUGCCGAACAAUCGGAGGAACUAGAAGGACUGCAUUCAAACAGUCGAAAAAAUUCGCUGGUUGUACGUACACAGCUAAGCGUAAGAGUGCAUGCAAUUAUUGAAAAACUCUUAACAUCAGAGGGACGAGAGUUACGACGUGCGUUGUUCUCAUUGAAACAGAUAUUUCAAGAUGAUAAAGAUUUGGUGCACGGUUUUGUUGCACUAGGUGGACUUAACUCGCUGGUUCGAGUUGGCAACAAUUCCGAUCAAAAUUAUCAAAAUUAUAUUUUGCGUGCUCUUGGCCAGGUGAUGCUAUACGUUGAUGGUAUGAAUGGUGUUAUGCAUCACAGUCCAACCAUACAAUGGCUUUACUCUCUGAUUGCAUCAAAAUAUCGAUUAGUUGUGAAAACUGCAUUAAAACUACUAUUGGUCUUCGUUGAAUAUGUUGAGAGCAAUUGCUAUUUAUUAGUGAAUGCAAUUCAUGUGGUUGAUGCCGCUCAAGAUUCAUUACCUUGGUCAAAUAUUAUGAGGUUAUUGAAAGACUAUGAAAAUGCAGAUACGGAACUGCUGAUUUAUGCAACGACUUUAAUUAAUAAAACUCUAUCGGGGCUCAAUGAUCAGGACAGUUUUUACGACGAAAGUGAUUUUCUUGAACAACAAGGAAUGGAAAGUGUGAUACAGCGAUACAUGUCACGCCCGGGCACCGAUUUAGAUCUUUUGGAUCAGCUUCAGCUUUACGAUGCAGUAUUAAAAUUUGAGGACGGAGAAACGGAUGGCAUUCGAAUACCAGAUAAAUCGAUUCGCAAAACACCACGAUGUAGAUCGCUCAAUGCAAAUGGUAGUGAUCCGUUGGAGCGAAGAAAGUCGCGUCGUCAUAGUUCCGAUGCGGCACCGAAUUCGGCAGAUUCAAAAUGUUAUAGCCCUCGUACACCGAUUGCUAUUCAUCAAACUGUCGACGAAGAUAGUUCAAGUUCAAUCAAUUCGGGUGAAUUAAAUGAUGUAUUUGGUGUAACAAAAGGUGGACAUGAAAAUGCUGGUGUUACGCCAGGACUUCGUCGGCGGCGUGAACGUGCUGAAAGACAAAAAUCAUUUUUACGCGAACAACAAGAAGCUGCAGCCGCUGGUUUUCGACCCUUUGACAUGAAAGAUGAUAUCAUCAAUAAUCAUGGCGUGUUAGUGACUGCUUUACCAUGUCGUCUUCAGAAUGAUAGUCCUCCAAAUUCAAUAGAUCAGCCGAAUUUGAAUAAAGAAAAUGAUUCACAAAAAUUAUUGAACACAAUAACCGAUUCCCAGCCACGAAUUAACGAAAACAAUAAUUUGAUAAAAACAUCAAAGUUUCUACCGGAAAGCGCCAUUGACGAGUCAAACUAUGUGAAUCUCAAUGACAUCACCGCAAAAUGUAAAGUGAUUUCAAGUGAUUUUACACGGAAUUCACAACGAACGAAAGAAAGUCCAGUUAACGGCGUGGAAAAGACAAACCAAAACCAUAUCAAUGUGAUUGACAAUAAAAAUAACCUAGUGAAUAAUUUUUACUUACACAUCAAUUCAUCAUCGACAAUAAACAAUGCAUACAACGCAACCAAACCAAUCAUAUCGAUUGUGAAUCAAAAAAAUCUUAACAAUAUGGCAAAAAAUAGCCAAAACCCUGUCACCACCAAUGGCAAUUCAAAUAAUCUGAUCAGUGGUUUCACCACAAAUGCAAAUGGUUUGAUUAACAAUUUCAAUGCUAAUAAUAAUAACAAUAUUAAUAGUAAUAUGAAUAGUAACGGUAACAGUGUGCUAAAUGAUGCUACAAUCGAUACAAAAUCCAUAACGACAAAUGGUGUCGAUUACAAUAAAAAUGGAUUGCCUGCUGUGUCCACAACACAUAUGAACGAUGUGAAUACAAAUGGACACCAGAUACAGGCCACAAAUAAAAGUGGAAUAUGUAAUAAUAUAACACCACAAACUUAUGUGAUACAUAAUGGAAAUGGAUUAACCAAUGGUAAUAAUGGCAUUAAGGAAAUGCCAAGGAUCGACAGUAAUAAGGAUUCGGAAAACGACGAGAAACGUUUGUUAUUGCAAAUAAAACGUGAUCACACUGUCAAAGAUCUCACGCAAAAGCUAAGCAGUUUACCAAUAAAUGCACAAGAAGAGAAAACCCAAAAUCGCAUUGGCGAUAUGAGUGGACUGAUCUCAAAAGCCAAAGAGGGUCUUGCCAAAAGCAAAAGCAAAGGAGACAUUUCUAGAUCGCCGAGCAAAGACCAAGAAAUUAGAAAACCCGAACCAAAAAAGUCCGAAAACGAGCUGCAUUGGGAAGAACUAAUGAAAAAUAUGACAAGACCAUUAAAUUUAUGCGAUUUAGAUUUUACUGAUCUGCAUUCAGAUGAUGAUAAAGACGAUUUAUUACCGCGUGGUCUAGGUGGUUCGGUACCUCCACCACCACCUCCAAUUGGCAUACCACCACCCAUGAAAGCAAUGCUGUCUACAUUAGAACCACCGCCACCAAACAUGCGUCAAAUGAACGGAUUGAAGACAACAACGUCACCAACAAACAAUGCGUUAAUCAAAAAGAAUAAAAAAACGGUGAAAUUGUUUUGGAAAGAAAUUCGGGAGGAUCUGAUUCCGGUUCAUGUGGGAAAAACUAUUUGGGACGAAAUACCAACUGCUAUAAUCGAUACACAGAAAUUGGAACAUUUAUUUGAAUCACGUGCAAAAGAUACGAUAUCAAAGAAACAGCAAGAGAUGAACAAAAACAAAGAGAUUAUUGUGCUUGACCACAAGCGCUCGAACGCGAUCAAUAUUGCAAUGACGAAGCUUCCGCCACCGCGAGCAAUUAAGGCAGCCAUAUUGAAAAUGGAUGCAACAGUUGUGACCCGGGAGGGUAUUGAUAAGCUACUAAAUAUGUUGCCAACCGAAGAAGAACGUGGUAAAAUCCAAGAAGCGCAAAUGAUUAAUCCAGAACUGCCGCUUGGUAGCGCCGAACAAUUCUUACUAACAUUGUCAUCGAUAUCCGAACUUUCCGCCCGAUUAAAACUGUGGGCAUUCAAACUGGAUUUUGAGUGUAGCGAGAAGGAAAUUGCUGAACCUUUGAUGGAUUUGAAGCAAGGCUUGGACAUACUUCGAAAUAAUAAGACAUUCAAGUGUAUUCUUUCCACACUAUUAUCAAUUGGCAUUUUUCUAAAUGGAGCGCCCGCAAAGGGUUUUCAAAUUGAAUACUUGGCAAAAGUACCUGAAGUAAAGGAUACCGUUCACAAGCAUUCAUUGCUUCAUCAUUUGUGUCACAUUGUCAUGGAAUCUUCGACGGACACAACCGAUUUAUAUUCGGAAAUCGGUUCAAUCACACGGGCAUCGAAAGCCGAUUUUGCCGAUUUGGCACAUAAUAUCACCUACUUAGAAUCAGAAUGCAAAGCAUCCUGGGAUCGACUAAAGUUGAUUGCCAAACACGAUUGUCCACCACAAUUAAAACAAAAAAUGGUCGAUUUUCUGGCUGAUUGCGCUGAACGGAUAAUUAUAUUGCAAAUUGUGCAUCGCCGAGUGAUCAAUCGAUAUCGCAAGUUUUUGUUAUGGUUGGGCGUUCCACAGCAUCGUGUUAUUGAAUCUCGGCCAAAUGAAGUGUGCCGCAUCAUAUCCGAAUUUGCGCUAGAAUAUCGAACGACUAGAGAACGCGUUCAUCAACAGCUGGAGAAAAAAGCCAAUCACCGUGAACGAAAUAAAACGCGCGGCAAAAUGAUCAUUGAUGUGGCCAAAUUUCGAUCGAAAGAAGAUCGAGCUGAUGCUGAAUUAAAGCAAUUACUUGGAUCACAGAGUCCGUCUAUGGAUAAUCUUGAUAGUUCAUGUCAGUACAUUGGAUUUAGACGAAGACGGCCAGAGGUGCAACGUUCGCCCGCACUUAAAAUGUCCGAAGACACAUUCACUGAUGGCGACGAUGAAAUAUUGGAGUCGUUGGUAAAAACUGCAACUUCCACACCAAGAACGGCACCACGUGAACGAAAACGUACUCGCAAUGCCGACCGAAAAUCAUUUAAAAGAUCACGAACUCGAGAAGGUUUCAGAAGUACCACAUCACCCUAAGUAUAGCGUUGGCGCAAUACAGUGAUAAAUUAUUCGUAAGAAGAACACUGAAGAAUGGCCUGAGCGAAGAGGAAAAGCAGCACGUUGCUACAUUUAUAAAAAGUUAUUGACACUAUCAUCAAUUUUACAUGUAUUGCAACUUUUAAAUAAUGAAAAUCAUAAAUAAACAUCAUACAAAAUUAAUACAUAAA